GUGGUUCUGGAGACUUAGUGGAUUGGAGCUGUAAUUAUGCCAUUCCUUCUCAGAUCAGUAAUAACCAUCUCCUUUUCUCAAUUCCCAAGUUUUAAAGGAUCAAAAGGAGAAGCAGGAGACAAGGGACAAAGAGGAAAUACAGGACCUUCAGGGAUUGCAGGACCUAUAGGAGAAAGAGGCCCCCCUGGCCCAGUAGGUAUAACUGGAUCUCCAGGAUCUGGAGGAACU
Messenger RNA from Geodia barretti, 228 nucleotides. The record is from the annotation of a GenBank genome assembly. Lineage: Eukaryota; Metazoa; Porifera; Demospongiae; Tetractinellida; Geodiidae.